GCCUGAGUCACUUUGUGAGUGCAGCUGCAACAGGGAGGAGGCUGACUGUACGAGAACAAACAUGGCGACCGGCUAUGCGUGGUUCUUGGUGCUCGGCUCGGUUUUCCUGUGCAACCUCAUGAAGACUCUCCUGCCGAGCAUAUCAUCUUUCCUCUCAAAGAUGGUGCAGAAAGAUGCUGAGCAGGAGAGCGAGAUGAGGGCUGAAAUCCAGGAGAUGAAGAAGGAGCAGUCGUCUAUUAGCAUGAUGGAUGAGUUUGCUAGAUAUGCCAGACUGGAGCGCAAAAUCAACAAGACAACAGACAAACUGAAAACACAUGUGAAAUCACGGACAGCUCAACAAGCUAAAAUGAAAUGGGUUGUGAACAUCGUCUUUUAUAUACUCCAGGCUGCUCUGAUGAUCUCAUUGAUAUGGAAGUAUUACUCUGAUCCAGUGACUGUGGUCCCCAGUAGAUGGAUUGCCCCUGUGGAGCGCCUUGUGGCUUUCCCAACAGGAGUGGCAGGUGGAGUGGGAAUCACAUGCUGGUUGGUGGUCUGCAACAAAGUAGUUACAUUGGGUCUUAGUGCUGUCAGCUAAAGACUCCAGAUAAUGACUUUACAAGUUAAAAUUGUCGGUGUUCUACUUUUUCCCCCUCAACAUUUUUUUAAUGAUGAAAGCUACAGUUUUGUUCCAUAAUUUUUCUGUCAGCUGAUCCCGGGUCAGAAUGUAAAAAUGCAGUGCAUUUUGUUGAUUUUUCAAAUGCAACAGUAAUUUAUUAUAUAGUAACUUUUUGUCGAAAUGUGUUAUUUUUUUUAAGAUUAAUUUGUUUUAAGAUAUUUCUGUGUAUAUUCUGAUUGUGUAUUAUUUCAAAACAUACAGGUUUUGAAAUGCUGUUAUUCCCUUUAAAUAAAAGAUAACACAGGAAA
Messenger RNA from Acanthochromis polyacanthus (spiny chromis), 903 nucleotides. It is a transcript of the gene get1, whose product is annotated as guided entry of tail-anchored proteins factor 1. The transcript has 5 exons. NCBI's taxonomy places the organism in Eukaryota, Metazoa, Chordata, Actinopteri, Pomacentridae. Gene Ontology annotation, biological process: tail-anchored membrane protein insertion into ER membrane. Bases 62 to 574 code for a protein of 170 amino acids. The record is from RefSeq and is a predicted model, not a curated record.